ACUCUUGUUUCGCUCCUUGACAACCCUGGCGGGGGUGCGCAGGCUGCGGCCUCGGCUCCGGCCCCCGCGGGAGCAGCACCCCUUGGGGAAAGACACUUUUCUGCUCCCACCGAGUUGGCAGGGCCUUCUUCCUGAAGCUCCUGGCUCUGUCUUAAUUGUCAGUCUCAGCACCUCCUGAAAGUCCCACCCUCCCCUGCAGUGGCCACCGUGGAAGGACGAUGGGAGAGACUGAAGGGAAGAAAGAUGAGGCUGAUUAUAAACGCCUGCAGACCUUCCCUCUCGUCAGGCACUCGGACAUGCCAGAGGAGAUGCGAGUGGAGACCAUGGAGCUCUGUGUCACAGCCUGUGAGAAAUUCUCCAACAACAAUGAGAGCGCCGCCAAGAUGAUCAAGGAGACGAUGGACAAGAAGUUCGGCUCCUCCUGGCACGUGGUGAUCGGUGAAGGCUUUGGAUUUGAGAUCACACAUGAGGUGAAGAAUCUACUCUACCUGUACUUCGGAGGGACCCUGGCCGUGUGCGUCUGGAAGUGCUCCUGACACUGUCCCCCGCCCUGUCCCCACUCCCUGAGGGACGAGGAGUCACCCCAGUAGGCUCUGUUCUGCCCGGGAGAGCGGGGUCUUUUCUUUUCGUC
Molecule: messenger RNA, 631 nt
Organism: Chrysochloris asiatica (Cape golden mole)
Lineage: Eukaryota; Metazoa; Chordata; Mammalia; Afrosoricida; Chrysochloridae
Gene: DNAL4
Product: dynein, axonemal, light chain 4
Exons: 4
Coding region: 219-536 (105 amino acids)
Biological process (GO): microtubule-based process
Cellular component (GO): dynein complex
Molecular function (GO): dynein intermediate chain binding; dynein light intermediate chain binding
Source: RefSeq, a predicted model, not a curated record